Cygnus atratus (black swan) is the source of this 1473-nucleotide messenger RNA. Its product is annotated as mas-related G-protein coupled receptor member H-like. The record is from RefSeq and is a predicted model, not a curated record. Lineage: Eukaryota; Metazoa; Chordata; Aves; Anseriformes; Anatidae. Gene Ontology annotation, molecular function: G protein-coupled receptor activity. The transcript is spliced from 2 exons. Gene Ontology annotation, cellular component: membrane. Gene Ontology annotation, biological process: G protein-coupled receptor signaling pathway. The coding region runs from base 425 to 1378 and encodes 317 amino acids.
AAAAGCAUGAGGAGUCAUUCACAAAAUUCUUGCAUGUUUUCUGGCAAAAGCCACUUCCUUUGUGGGGAAAAAAAAAUCAAGAUAAAUAAAAACAAGGAAGCGGAGCUCUGACGUAGCAGUGGUUACAAAACCUUUCUCGAUGCCACUGCGACCCCACUGUGGCUGGGGCAGCCUGUGUAUGCAGCAUAGGGGCACAGAGAGGAGCCAGGGGACGAGUCCAGGGACACCCUGCUGACCAGGAAACAUUCCUCGUUGCACAAUUGGCCUGAGGGGAAUCCGCUCCAGGAUCUGGAUUUGAGGGGAGCCUGAGAUGCCAGGAAACCAACGUGGAUCUGCCCAAGCCCUUCUGGAAAAACAGCCCUAGCCUGCUGAUUCACCAAAGCUAACACCAGGACCGCAUCCCACCACUGCCUGGCCUCCUGCCAUGGAGCCGAACCACACGGCCCUGUCUCCUACACCACCCACGCCAACGCCCGAUGGAGAAGACGCGUGCGAGAUCGAUGUCCCCGACAUGGCUGUGGAUGGCGCCACACUGCUCAUCUGCCUCUGCGGGCUGGUGGGCAAUGGGGCUGUCCUCUGGCUUCUCGGCUGCCGCAUCCGCAGGAACCCCAUCACCGUCUACGUCCUCAACCUGGCCGUCGCUGACUUCACCUUCCUCCUCUUCAUGCUCACCUCCGCGCUCCUCUACAUCCUGGACAACCUCUCCUGCAGCGCCUUCCCUGUCUUCACGUACCUCAGGUCGUUCCUCCUGCCCCUGCUGCUCACCCACAACAUGGGCAUGUACCUCCUCACAGCCAUCAGCAUCGAGAGGUGCGUGUCCGUCGUCUGCUCCAGCAGCCCCUGUGGCCACCGCCCCCAGCACCUGUCGGCCGUGGUGUGUGCCCUGCUCUGGGCCCUCUCCAUCACUGUAAUUGCUGCAGUAGCUUUCCUGUGCCUGUCACACCAGCACGAGCAAUGCCGUCUGGCCCUCAUCUCCAUGUACGCCCUCAACUUCGCUGUCUUUGCACCAUCCAUGGUCAUCUCUAGCACACUUCUCUUCAUUAAGGUCCAGUGCGGCUCCCAGCAACGCCAGCCCAGGAGGCUCUACAUCGUUAUCUUCCUCACCGUCCUCUUCUUCCUCCUCUUCGCUCUCCCCCUUAGCAUCUGGAAUUUCCUGCAGCAUGUCAGUUACAUGCUGGGGCAGUCCCAGGUGGUUUUUCUGCUUGCCUGCAUCAACAGCAGCAUCAACCCUUUCAUCUACUUCCUGGUGGGGAGCUGCCGGAGGCGCUGCUCCUUGGUGUCCCUCCAGGUCGCCUUCCGGAGGGUCUUCGAGGAGUCGGCCGACAACACAGUGUGCAGUGACAAUGCCACGAUGGACACGCUGAGCCCGGUCUGUUGAAGCCUUUCUGCUACUCUGCUUAAGGCCCCCCCAGAUGAUGUCCGGGGGUUUCACUGGGGACCCAGAUCAAUAAAUGUCUGCCCUAUUUCCCCAGA